AUGCCAUUAAUUGCUGGUCUGGAUAUCGGAUCUACAAGUGUUAAGAUUAGUUUGUUGGACACAAUUAGUCAUCAAAUAGUGGCUACAAAUAGCAAGAAAUAUGAGUUUAAAGUGAACGAAGAGAUCAGAGUUAAACAUCCAGAAUAUUGUCAGCAAAAUGUUUCAGAAAUUAUUGGCUGUAUUCACGAAACUUUGGCCACAUUUGAUGAUCAGCAGAGGUCAACCAUCACAAUGAUCUCAAUUUGUGGUCAAAUGCAUGGAUGUGUUCUCUGGAAUAACGAUUCAUAUUUAAAUUAUUAUUCAAAAAGAGGACAGUUUGAUAUCGAUGAUAGUCGGGUCAGUGAUCUAUACAAUUGGCAGGACAUGCGAUGUACCGAUAAAUUCAUAGCYUCAUUACCGAAGCCCCACUCAUACGCAGAUCGUAUCAGCACAGGCUUCGGGUGCGCCACUAUUUUCUGGUUGACUAUAUAUGAGAAACAAUUUGUCCAGAAAUUCAAUAGUAGCGCAACUAUUAUGGACUUUAUAGUCACCAUUAUAUGUGGUCUCAAACAUCCAGUGAUGAGCACUCAAAAUGCUAUGAGUUGGGGUUAUUUUGAUCCCAUUGGACAUAAAUUUAAUGAAAAUCUACUUAAAAACAAUGGAUUUCCUGUACAUCUUUUGCCAACAGUUAGCAAAUGUGGAUCAAUUGCAGGCAAAACUGUGUUCAAUUGGUUAGGCAUUCCUGUGGGAACACCAGUAUUGGUGGCUAUGGGUGACAUGCAAUGCGCUACUUACGUUAAUUUACGGCACAACCCUAACAGUGCCGUGAUAAAUAUUAGUACAUCAAUGCAGUUAAGUGUCUUGAAUAACAAAAACUUUACACCGGAAUCAAAAAGUGUUUCAAAAUAUAAAUCAAUUGACUAUUUUCCGUACUUUGACGACACCUACCUGUCAGUGGCCGCCAGUCUUAACGGUGGAAAUGUAUUACAACAUAUAAUUAACUUUAUUAAAGAUUUAAUUGAAGACAUUACUGGUAUUAAAGUGCCUGACAAUCAAAUUUGGCACAAAAUUUUUCAAUUACAUCAAAAUCAAGAGACAGACAUCUCAGAUAAUAAUCUAUUAGUUAAGCCGACAUUGUUUGGUGAAAGACAUGAUCCCAGUCUAAAGGCAUCGAUUGUUAAUAUUAGUAAAAAUGUUAAAAUUAAUAAAAUAAUUGAGGCUUUUUGUAAUGGUAUCAUUGAUAAUGUAUUUGAAAUGAUGCCAAUUGAAUAUAUUAAAGAAAACAAUAUUACACAAGUGAUCGGCACCGGGACUGUACUCAUCAAGAAUCCCAUUAUGAGAGGAAUGUUAGAAACAAAGUUAGAAAUUCCUAUCGUUUAUAUUGAGAACAGUGAUGCAGAUGUGGGCGCUGUUUGGGUGGCAUUUGAUUACAUUUUUAAUACACAAUAA
Molecule: messenger RNA, 1428 nt
Organism: Oppia nitens
Lineage: Eukaryota; Metazoa; Arthropoda; Arachnida; Sarcoptiformes; Oppiidae
Product: sedoheptulokinase-like
Exons: 3
Coding region: 1-1428 (475 amino acids)
Biological process (GO): carbohydrate metabolic process
Cellular component (GO): cytosol
Molecular function (GO): sedoheptulokinase activity
Source: RefSeq, a predicted model, not a curated record